AUGUCAGAAGGUAUAGAGCUACGCAAUCUUAAAGGCAAGGCUCCCACGCCUCCUCCGAGACAUCCCGACAUACAAGCGCAGGGCGGGCUGGGCAAGGCGUACAGGCUGGCAGAGGAGAAGGCGAAGGCGGCGGUGCAUCUCCAGGAAGGAGGGUUGGACGUUACGAGUGUCUGGGGCUGUGGGACUGCUAUAUGGUUCACUGUCCUCGCCACACCUCUCCUCCUCUUCCCCCGGCUCCUCCUCUUUUUUGCUCAAGUCGCACCCGCCACCACCCUCUCCACAUCUCAGCGCGAGGAGCACUACGACACCCUCACGCCCCUCGAAUCCUUCCUUUGCCACACCAUCGGGUUCGGUCUCCUUUCCAUCGCACUCAUCGUCCUCUUUGGUCUGAUCCCGCACUACGCGCCUCCGGCUACCAACGCUACGCGUACACCGAUACUCUACGUCCUGGUGGGUCUGACGACGGUCAUGGCGGCGGUAUCGUACAAUACUGGGUCGAUUGGUGCCCUGGGCAAGGUGGUUGGCGUGGGGAAUGGGGUGGUGGCUAUCUGGGGAUGGUGGGUGGUAGUGUUUGGGAAUGUCAAGCUCAAGCAGAGGGGGUCGAAGGUACCAGCGAGGCUUAGGAAGUUGUAA
Dioszegia hungarica is the source of this 633-nucleotide messenger RNA. RefSeq lists its product as uncharacterized. The record is from RefSeq and is a predicted model, not a curated record. The transcript has 2 exons. The coding region runs from base 1 to 633 and encodes 210 amino acids. Lineage: Eukaryota; Fungi; Basidiomycota; Tremellomycetes; Tremellales; Bulleribasidiaceae.